UUACGUUUUUGCCUCUCGGUUAUUUGCCGUUCGUUUCGAUACUCGCAGUGUUCGCGGCGUUAUUCACAUUGUUGUUGCGGGUUUAUCUGUCGCGCGUAACGCAAGUUUUCACUCUUGACGAUCAGUCUGCCGACCGGUCGGUCCAUCGCGUGCGAUCCAGUGUUAAACUUUAGCGGUGUCAGUCGACUUGGCGGAUAUAAGAUGUCUGCUGAAAACGACGCUGUUGAUUCUUCGUCGUCAAGUUCCGACAUGGAACAAGAUUGUCCUCCACAAUUAAAGUCUGGCUUCAGAGGAGAAGGAGAAGACAUAAUUCCUAAUCUUCCGCCAGUGGUCAAAAAGCGUGUGAAGGCCUUAAAAAAGUUGCUAGUUGCUCAGACUGCAGUAGACACUAAAUUUUAUACCGAACUACACCUACUGGAAUGUAAAUAUCAUAAAGAAUAUGUGGAUUAUUACAACAAACGAAGUGACAUUGUCAAGGGAAUGUAUGAACCAAACGAAGAAGAAUGCGAUUUCCCUUCUGAAGAUGAAGAUGACGUUAAGGAACUCUCAGCCGACCUGGAAGGAAAGGCGAAACUAGAAGAAAAGAAACAAGAAUCUAUAGGCGAUGAGAAUAUAAAGGGCAUUCCAGACUUUUGGUUAACCAUUUUAAAGAACACUAGUCUAAUAAGCGAAAUGAUACAGCCACACGACGAACCAAUACUAAGCCAUUUGUCGGAUAUUAAAGUUUACCUGUUAGAAGAACCUAUGGGUUUUGCGUUGGAGUUCCAUUUUACUCCGAACGAAUGGUUCACCAACACGGUGUUGACUAAGGAAUAUGAAAUGAAAUGCGUGCCAGAUAAAAACAAUCCGUUGAGUUUCGAAGGCCCUGAAAUUUUCAAGUGCAAAGGUUGUACAAUUCAUUGGAACAAAGGAAAGAACGUAACUGUUAAAGUCGUAAAAAAGAAACAAAAACAUAAGGUCAAGGGAGCAGUUCGUUUUGUCAAUAAAACCGUUCAAAACGUGUCAUUUUUCCAUUUCUUUAGUCCGCCCGCAGUGCCGGAUGAUCCAGAAACCGAAGUAGAUGAGGAAAUUGAUAAUCUUCUAACUACAGAUUUCGAAAUUGGCCAUUACAUACGUGAAAGAAUAAUUCCCAGGGCUGUCCUUUAUUACACGGGUGAGGCUUUACUAGACGAAAAUGAUUUCGAUGAAGACGAUGAAGAAGAAGAGUCUGAAAACGAUGAAGAUGACGACGAUGACGAUGAUGAGGAAGGAACUGGCAAUGAUCCCGAGUACAACCCACGCCAAGACAAGCUAUUGAAUAAACAAGUUAACCCAGCCGAGUGUAAGCAACAAUAAAUAAUGUUAUGUUGUUAUUAAAAUGAAACUUUGAACUCUUAAAUAAAAAAAUAAAAACUCAACUCGGAAUACAAACCUACACAUUAUUUUUAUUGUAUAAGUUCCAAAUGAUUACUAUGUGAUCAGCCUAAUAUAAAGUAAUUUUUAAAAUAAACUUAUUUUAUAUGUUAAUCAAAUGUUAUACACGAAUAAAAUUAUUUUUAUAUCGUCA
Molecule: messenger RNA, 1546 nt
Organism: Adelges cooleyi (spruce gall adelgid)
Lineage: Eukaryota; Metazoa; Arthropoda; Insecta; Hemiptera; Adelgidae
Product: nucleosome assembly protein 1-like 1
Exons: 9
Coding region: 202-1335 (377 amino acids)
Biological process (GO): nucleosome assembly
Cellular component (GO): chromatin; nucleus
Molecular function (GO): histone binding; chromatin binding
Source: RefSeq, a predicted model, not a curated record